Molecule: messenger RNA, 7014 nt
Organism: Astyanax mexicanus (Mexican tetra)
Lineage: Eukaryota; Metazoa; Chordata; Actinopteri; Characiformes; Acestrorhamphidae
Product: transmembrane protein 151A
Exons: 2
Coding region: 587-2461 (624 amino acids)
Source: RefSeq, a predicted model, not a curated record
GAGGGAGGGGGGGUGUUUAGCUAGGUGGAAGCCUCGGUGCCUCCUCGUGGGGAGCUCUCAUGACUGAUGACGUCCUCUGAAUCGCUCUCAAGGAGAACUGCACGUCGACGAAAACAAACCCUGUACAGCUUCCAGGCGCUUUCCCUGCACGGCCAGAGAAGGAGGUGUUUGUUUGGACGAGCGGGUGAUGAGGUUGAAGGUCGGUGGUAAUGCUGGUGGUACUGCUGUCGCUUUUUUAUCGUAGUUAUUUAAUGAAUUGGAGCCUUGUCCCAGGCUGCUGGGAUGCUCGGUGAAGGCGCAGACAAAACAGUCUCACCUCCAUGUCUGCAUCCUCAUCCCUGGACACCCCACCGACAGAUUGAGGACGGACGGCAGGAGCGAGCUGAGGAGCUGGGAGACAUGCUGGGGAGCGCUGGACUAAUCUGGGACGAGAAGCUGCACCUGCGGGUCGUGUGAAGAAUUGUAAAGGGUAUACAGGGUGGAGGGGGGACUAGUCGUGCUGUUUGGACUCGUUAACGCGGCUCGACUAAGGCCACGAAUGGGGUGAAGGAGGGAGCCGGAGCAGAGGGAGCUCUGGCCGGGGAAAAUGCAGGAGGCAACGGGGGAAGGAGAGGAGCCCAUCCUGAACGGGGCUGCACGGGAGGAGCAGCGUCCAGUAAAGCAGUCCUUGGCCAGUUCUCUGUGUCGGGAGUCUCACUGGAAGUGUCUGCUCCUCACGCUGCUUAUGUAUGGCUGCUUUGGAACGCUGGCCUGGUGUGGGAUAUGCAAGGUUCCAGUCUUUGUCCCAGCAGAGCCUGCAGCAGCAGUCAUGGAGCCUGGGGACCCAUCCACAACUUCAACUGCUGCUAUUGCCUACAGCCCUGACGAGCCGGCUCUAGACAGUCCCUGCUCAAGCGGCUAUGUCUACAUUCCUUUGGCCUUCCUGGCCAUGCUGUAUGUGGUCUACUUGGUGGAGUGCUGGCACUGCUACUCCAAGACUGCCAUGCUGGCUCAAGCAGAGGUGGCAGAGGUGUACGAGCGUGUGCAGCGGCUUCAGCAGGCCACGCCGUGCAUCUGGUGGAAGGCCAUUAGUUACCACUAUGUGCGAAGGACCAGACAGGUGACACGCUACCGCAAUGGUGAUGCCUACACCACCACUCAAGUGUACCAUGAGCGCGUCAAUACACAUGCUGCAAGCUCAGAAUUUGACUAUGCGAGGCUCGGUGUUAAAGAUGUUUCAAAGGAACUAAGAGGCCUAAUGGAGCACCCAGCAGUGCGGCUGCGCUUUACAAAGUGCUUCAGUUUCUCAAGUGCCCGGGCAGAGGCUGCCUACCUCACACAAAGGGCACGCUUUUUUGGGGAAAACGAGGGCCUGGACGACUACAUGGAGGCACGGGAGGGAAUGCAUCUGAAGAAUGUGGAUUUUCGUGAGCACAUGCUGGCCUUUCCUGACCCUGCACGCCAGCCAUGGUACGCCCGCCGGAGGGUGUUCUGGCUUGCCUCGGCUAUACUUUUCUCCUGGCCACUUCGUGUAAUAGCAGAGUAUCGUACUGCAUACGUGCACUACCAUGUAGAGAAGCUGUUUGGUGAAGAAGAUGACAGCGGCAGAGGGGAUGGAAGUGAGAAUGGAGGGAUUAAUGAGAAUGGAAAUGGAGGAUGUAUUGGAUCAAGCUACCGUGCCAUCUCUCGGGUCAACACUGUCGACAUGACAGAGCUGGAAUGGCACAUUCGCUGCAAUCAGCAGAUGGUUCCCAGCUACUCAGAGGCUCUGCUGAUGGAUCCUGAAUCAGAUGGCAACCAGAGCACCAACCCUUCUGCAGCUGGGACAAACCCUACUGGAGGUGGACCUGCGCUGCCCGUGGCCUUCACCUCAGCCUACCUACUUCAAAGCUGCCCUCGCUGCCGUCGGUCUACAAGCAGUGCCUCACUCCCAUCUAGGCUUAGAGGCCCAACAGCUACCUUGUUGAGUGGCACUGUGGCUGGGAUGAGGGCUGGUGGAGCAGGUGGUGUCGCUGGAGGUCCUGGAAGGCUGGUUCUGAGCAGGAGCGGCUUUUCCCUGGGACGUCUUCAGGCCACACGGCCUAAUUCCCUGUUCCACUCCCGAAGCGUGGGUGGAGGACUAGGGGGAAGAGUAGAAGAAGCGAAUGGAGGAGCAGGUGGGGGUGGUGCUGGUGGAGGAGGGGGUGGUGGAGGUGGAGGGUUUCUGGGUUUGGGAUCGAGACAAGAUGAAGAGAGCAGAGGAGUACUAGAGGGUGAGGAAGAAGUGGAUGAGGAAGCAGAAGAAGAAGGAAAUGAGGAGACAAGGGAGGAGCACAGGGAGAGACAAGAUGAGGAGGUAGGAGAGCAACAUGAGGAAGGGGAAGGUGAGGAAGGGAGAGAGGGAGACCGAGAUCGACCUCCUCCAUAUCAGGAUGCUUUCUUUUUCCCUGUGUUAAUAGUGCAUGGAGAAGAAAGUUGUCAUUCAGGCGAGGACAUCUCUUAAUGAAAGUUUGACUCAAAAUUUGAGAACAUGGGUAGAGAAGGUUAAAGACAAUGGUAGUCUUGUUUUUUCCUCAUAGUGAAGAAACCAGUAGAACCAGAUAGACAAAGACUGUGUGGAGGAAAUUAAUUGGGGUUUACCCAUGUGGUACUUAAUGUUACAUCAUAUUUACCAUUGUGAAAAUAUUUUGACAGUGACACUGUCAUAUAAAGAUAUUUGUGCUACAAUGUCUUUGCAGAACAUUUGAAAGCAAUGGUACAUCAUAAUAAGAUCUAUAAAAGAUGCAUGAACCGACAGAGAAAAAAAAAGAAAAAGUGAUUAUUUAGAUAAACGUAGAAAAUUACUUUGAAAUAUUUUGAAAAUUAUGACUCAAGACAUCUAUGCAAGCCUGAGAGAAGCAGAUCCAAGCAAGAACAGAUACCUAAAAAUGCUAAAUGUUCUAAGAUGGUUAGACAUAAGAACAUGUACUGUUGGAUAUAAUUAAGCAGCAAAUCUCUCAGCAUGUCUUCCAGAGGUAAGGACAAGACGCAUCACAUGCACCAUAGGACCAAAAUUCUGUUUUUACAUAAUCAAGUUUAAUGUUGAUCAACAAACCAUUAAAUGAGAUUAGAUGCUCAUAUAUACAGUACUUUUCAAGUACAACCAAGUUAUGUUCCUUUUCAAAUGUAUCGCAGUCUUAUAGACUCAUGUGCAUGUAAUUUCAGUGAAUUAUUUAAUUCUAAUAAAAAUUAACAAUCACCCUUAAUAUAAAUACACUGUGAUAAGACAAAAGAGAAGCACCAUAAUCGUGUUUCUGACCUUCAUCUCUUCAGACUGUUAGCUCAGUGUGAGUUUUACAUCCUAAUCCACUCUUGCCUCCUCUGGAAGUAAACUCGCUUGCAUGUUGUUUGCUGAGUCCUUGUUGAAGCAAAUGUCCUAGUGUUGACAUUGCUUGGGGUUUAAUAGUCUUUCAAAUAUUUUUCAGGACUUGGUGUAUUUUGGUUCAUUGGGAAGAGUGCUCCUGUUGGAGGUCCAUAACUGAAAAAGACAUGUUUAGGACAUGAAAUGACAUAUUUUAAAGCUUGAGUUAGUACAUCGGAGAAGCAGAAACAUGUGGAGAGUGUUCUCCAUGCUAGAAGCUUUACUGCACUUCCUGCUUAUAGUGAAGCACAUGAGUCUUUUUGUGUUUUGGGUUAAUGUUCUGUGUUAAUAUAAUGCAUCACCAGUUUUGCCUCAUGAAGGGCUUUGCUCUGUUACAAUGCCUCACACUGACACACUGAAUUAUGGGAACUUGUGGUACAAUGCAGGGCUGCCAACUUUUACAAUUUGCUUUAAGUAAUGUUAGUGGAGGGGUGACGAGUUUGACGAGUCAAAAAUAAUUUGAGAAUUAUUGAACUUGAGAAUAAAUUAUAAUAUUAACAAUAAUAAUAUUAGUAAAAACUGAUAUGUCUUGCAACACAGUGCUGUUCACCUGCUUCUAAAUUAGGCAGCAGGUGUAUUGCUAGGUAUGUAGGUAUAGGGAGCAGGGCUCCUAGGCCUGAAGCUGCCUCUUAAGUGAGAAGAUAUUCAGUAACAAAUGCUAAAGUAGUCUGUUUCACUAUGUAUUAGUGCUGCAUUCUGGAUGAAUUUGUAUGUCUGAAUUUCCAAGUUCCAAAAAAAUGAACUAUACAGAAAGCCUCAUCAUUCAUUUUUCACCAAGAUCUUGCAGAAUUGAUGAUGGUAGAUUCUGACCGCUGCACAAAGCCUUCUCCAUCCAGCACAUCCCAAAGAUUCUCAAUGAGGUUAAGGUCUGAACUCUGUGGUGGAAAAACCAUGUGUAAAAAUAAUGAUCUCAUGCUCUCUGAACCACUCUUUCACAAUUCCAGCCCCAUGAAUCCUGACAUUCUCAUCUUGGAAGAAAAAAUCCAUUGAUGGAAUAACCUGGUCUAUAUUCAGUAUAUUCUGGUAGUCAGCUGACCUCAUUCUUUGAGAACAUACUGUUGCUGAACCUAGACCUGAACAACUGCAGCAACCUCACAUCAUUUACUUAGGUAAAUCCAGGUGGCUUUUUUUGGCCAGGCAGUGUAAAUAUAUUAUUUUUCAACUCUUUCUUUUGUUUCUUUUAUCAUUUUGAAAACCAGAUAUUUCUUUAGGAAGAUAAAAUGUGAUGCUUAACUAGCAUUCGUUCACAGUUCACAGCUAAAAAGGACUGAAGGACUUAACAAUUUAAUUAAACUAAACUUUAGGAAAGAUAAAGCCGCUUUCUGGAUGUUUACUUUCCCUAAAAAUGAGAGAAAAAAAUCUGUAGGUUUUUGAAACCCAAAACAAAAUUUAAUGACCGUAUGUAUGGUGUGACAGACUGAGAUUAGAACCAGUAGCUUGAGUCUCACUGGAAAUGUAUAAGAGUUGGCAGCCCUGUGGUGCUAGCAUACAGCAUGUUGCCUUUCAUUGUAGCCUCUGUAUUCUUCUUAUAUAAGCUUCAUUGUGUCACAUGAGCACACACUGGCAAAUCAAUAAUGGGAAAGUAGUGUUCUACGAUUCCUAAUUAUACAGUAUAUGCAUACUAUAAAUAUUUUGCAUCUCACACAGUUAUACCAAACAGCUUUAUUUUUGCACAGGUGCUUGUAAGCCAUAUAUAGCCACAUUAUAUAUGCCAAUAUACAUUCCACUGUCUAUUCUGAAGGAUUAUGUUUAUGUUGUAAAUCGGAUGCCUUCAUGUUUUCUGAUGGUUUUGUGGUUUUCUGUCUAAUGUUAUGUUACAAGCAUUUUAAAUAUACUGUAAUAUCUCUCUGUAAAUACUGUAUGUAAAAUUCAGACGUUAAUUUCACAAGAUCUGUAAUGGUGUUGGAUCAUUUGAAUCAGUGUUUGACUCAAAUGCAGUUCACUGUGUAAUGGUUUUAAACCUUAACAUCUGAACACUCACCCUUGUUUAAAGGAGAACUACGGUGUAAAAUGGACUUUAGGUGUAGUAAAACAUGAUAAAAAGUACUUUGAUGAAUAGCACACCUCCGUUCUCCCACAGUGUUCGGAGAUCCAGAAAUUUUAACAGUUUGUCCAAACACCUUUCAGACUGGGUGACAUGGGGCAUAAUUUGCCCCGAUAAAUUGCUUUUUCCACUGUUAUCCAGGCUCAAAGUAGCUCCACACCUCCUUGCUAGAAUCUGGAGCCCUGACAUUUAAACGAGGCAUUAAUAACUUAAAAAGUGCACAAGAAGCUUAUUAAAACCACUGUUUACAUCCUAUAACGCAAGCUUUAGCUCCGAGCGCCGCCAUUACUGAACUGAAAAUAACAUAGACAUACAUAUACAUAAGCUCCGCGUAGCAUAGCAGCCGGCGCCAGGAGGUAGGCUAUGCAGAGUCUAUGUGUGUAUAUAUAUAUAUAUAUAUAUAUAUAUAUAUAUAUAUAUAUAUAUAUAUAUAUAUAUAUAUAUAUAUAUAUGUCUGUUAUUUUCAGUUCAGUGAUGGUGACACUCUCCAGAUUCCUGCAAGGAGGUGUGGAGCUACUUUAAACCUGGAUAAUGGUGGAAAAAGUGAUUUAUCAGGGCAAAUUAUGCCCUCUGUCACCCAGUCUAAAGGGUGUUUGGACAAACUGUUAAAAUUUCUGAAUCUCUGAAUUCUGUGGGAGAACGGAGGUGUGCUAUUCAUUAAAGGUAAGUACUUUUAUCAUGUUUUACUACAUCAAAGGCCAUUUUACACCGGAGUUCUCCUUUAACACAUGGUCUAGAACAUGCCAAAGCCUAAAGAGCUCAUGUGCUCUAGUAAGAAAACACGCUUCCUAGUGCCGUUCAUAGCUUUCCACACCAAACAUUUACUUAUUUAUUAUUUAUUUAUUUGUUUGGUUAUUUAUUUAGAAAAGACAACAAAAAAUACAUGUUCCAGCAACAUUGUCAGAAUGUUAUGUGCUACCACUGGAAUGCUGACAGUGAUGUUUUUAUUGGUCAUGUGAUAUCAGGUUAAGAAUGUAUAGUCCACCACAAAUAUCUUGCUGUGCUGCUGUUUUUCCCAGUUAAAAUGCCUGUAAACUUACAAUAGACUAUAAAUAUGGAAAACAGCUCUCUGACCGAUUGAUACACAAGCAGGCUGUCAACUGAGUUUGAUUUUAAUGUAUGUGAAUUUUUAAAGGAGAAAUCCUUUCUUUCACAUUCUUUCCCCAAGGCUUUUAGGUAAAUCCUAAUGCUGUAAUUCUAACUUGCUUCUACGGCUGUGCAGAAACAGCAUUUUACAUUCCAAGAGAAUGUCCUGAAUGUCUUUAUUAUUGGAAACAGUAGAGUAAUAGAGAAAUGGAUUGUUAUUUUUUUAUUUUAGUUGGUUGUUUUAUAAUCAAUAUAAAGAGUGAUUAUGCACUUAUGCAGUAUGUUUCAUCUGAUUUGGGUGGCUGACAUAUACAAUGUGUCCCUUUAAAGCAGCUAAUCUCAAUCAGCAAGCAAACAACUACUUCAAUGCCUCAAGCAUCAAAUGAUGCACAUUCGUUCUAUUGUAGCAAUGACUCGUUGGUUUGAUAUGGACCUGUGUUUGGGGGUUAAUAUGAUCAGUAACGAUGAUCGCCAUGACAUGAUGAUACAUAAUAAAAUCACAGCUUGACUUAAAACACUUGCCUUA